Molecule: messenger RNA, 1795 nt
Organism: Daucus carota subsp. sativus
Lineage: Eukaryota; Viridiplantae; Streptophyta; Magnoliopsida; Apiales; Apiaceae
Product: putative F-box protein At1g32420
Exons: 2
Coding region: 227-1525 (432 amino acids)
Molecular function (GO): protein binding
Source: RefSeq, a predicted model, not a curated record
UUCAGAACUUCCAUUAUAAUCUGAGAUAGGAGCGUCAUGCAGUGAAAACAGAGCAGAUGUCUGAUGAAAUUUCUCGGGACCUAGCCUAAAAAAAGAGAUAAGAAAACGCGUAAAAUCUCGAUUGAGUACACCGCAUUUCCCCUCUCUUUCAUCUUCAAUCGAAACCCUUGUUAGACCUUCAGUUCUCUCCCCAUCAUCACCACCGAGUUGUCUCAGCGACUCAACAAUGGCGCCUGUGAGGCCCAAUCCGACGCUUUCAAGCGAUCUACUCACCGAGAUUCUGAAACGCCUGCCAGUGAAACCCUUAGUUCAAUACCAAUUAGUCUCCAAGACGUGGUUAUCGCUAAUCAAAGACCCUGCUUUUGCCGAAGCUCAGCUCCGUCACGCAAUCUCCACCGGAACCGAUGAAACCCUUAUCAUCACCCGUUAUCUCGAUCUCCGUGGUGGUCUUAGACAGAAAUUCUCACUCUUUAACAUAGACUCUUGUGAAAUAAUGCGUGAUGUUAAGUAUCCGUGUCCUCGAAAUGAGCCUAUAAGAUCUGAGCGUUAUUUUAGACUUGUUGGUUCUGCUAAUGGCAUUGUAUGUGUUGCUAAUUAUGAUUUUCACCCUGAUGUUCAAGAGUUUUGUGACCCUGUGUUUCUUUGGAAUCCCGCAGUUAGACAAACUAAAAUUCUUCCGCCACUUCCGGUUGGUGAAUUGUAUGAUUUGGGGUUCGGUUAUGAUCCGGUGGAUCGGGAUUAUAAGGUUGUUUUUGUUGCUAGAAAUCCUUGUCUUUCGGUGGAGGUGUAUUCGGCUAAUAGUAAUGUAUGGCGAAAAGUGGCUUCUCCGAUUCCAACAGCCCUUAUUGAUCGUUUUUGCUGUACGUUCCAUGUAUGUGUUAAUGGAUUUUUAUGUGGUGCGGGGGAUUGGGGGAUGAUUGGUAUGAUGGUGGUGUUUGAUUUGAACAGGGAGGUGAUGAAUUGUGCUAUUAAGCUUCCUGUUGAUGGUGGUCGUGAUGAUGGUGACGACGAUGAUGAUGAUGACGACGACGAAGAUGAUUAUGAUGAUGAAUAUGGUUUCGACUAUGACAGCGAUGGGUCUUAUGAAGCUGAAGCUAAUACUCGUAUAAUCGAGUUUAAUAAGUCUAUUGGUGUUAUUGUACUGUGGGCUAAUGCAUUGGAUUAUGAAUUGUCUGAUUGGAGAUGGAACAAGAAGGUUGAAUUGUGGAAGUUGGAUGAUGAGGCAUGCCUUCGAGGUGGUGGAGACGAGGCAUCAUGGACGCUAAUGUUUAGUCUUAAAUUCGAUAGACCAGCACUACUCCGUAAUGGCUAUUUCAGCAAUGGGAAUCUCUUAUUAUCAGUACGAAGUGAUAGUUACAUGUGGAUUUCAUGUGAUGUCGAUAAGAAAGUUGCCAAGAUUGUCCCCCUUUCAGAUGAGAUGGCUGACUGUUGUUACUGUUAUGAUAUUUGCAAGUAUACAGAGAGCCUAGUUUCACUUGCAGGAUUCAAACAAAUUAGCUGGAAUGCUGGCGAAGAUGAUAAUUAAGAAGACACUGCUGAUUCUGGUAUCGAUGUGCUAGAUAUUGAUUGCAGCAACUCUGUUCUUGUAGUCUUCUUUGGUCUGGUUUUGUAGUCAGUUCUAUUUGCAAUGUCAAUUUGCACUGUGUUGUCAAUUUUACAUCCGUAUUACUGGAUUCAAUCCAGUCAACUAUGUUGGUAAUAAUAUUUUUGCGAACUCAUAGACUUGCAUAAUGAUGUCUUGUGUUGCACUCAGGCAUAGGAACUCCAACAGAUUAUUGAAGUUUUUUUUUGAGGA